Musca vetustissima is the source of this 2216-nucleotide messenger RNA. RefSeq names its product snake venom 5'-nucleotidase-like. The transcript is spliced from 8 exons. NCBI's taxonomy places the organism in Eukaryota, Metazoa, Arthropoda, Insecta, Diptera, Muscidae. The record is from RefSeq and is a predicted model, not a curated record. Gene Ontology annotation, biological process: nucleotide catabolic process. Gene Ontology annotation, molecular function: hydrolase activity. The coding region runs from base 5 to 2209 and encodes 734 amino acids.
UCAAAUGCGAACGAAAUUGGGUGAUAUCGUUGAACACAGUUCGACGGCCAUAAAUGAGGCGACCGAGGUCACAAAAGGAUUGCGGAAUGUGGUUGGAUGGUUAAAACAGGCUUCCAUAGAGGUUCGCGAAGCUGGCAAACGGGCCGUAACACAAAUCCAAAGUUCCAAUCCGAAUUUCCUCUCCAACGAAUUUGAUUUGGACGAUCCCGAACUAUUAUCUCCGACAGCAACCACAGCCUGUGGUGGUGGUCCUGGUGCGGUAACAGACGAGGCCAAAUACGACACCAAAUCUCUAUCAAAUCAAGAUUUAUCACGCAGUUCAAGACCUUCACUGAGUCAGCCGCAAAGUCCACGGGCCCGUAGUCGUGUUGACAACUUUACAGCUGGCUAUCAUCGUUCCACAUCGAUUAUCACGCAAUUGGAAAAAUCGAAAAACCUCUUGAAAAUGUCCUCAGAUCAGGAAAAUAAACCCUUGACCAUACUGCACUAUAACGAUGUCUAUAAUGUGGAUCCGACAACAGAAGUAGAGCCCAUUGGUGGAGCGACACGAUUUUGUACAGCCGUCAGGACAUUUGAUGUUGAUAAUCCUUUGGUUUUAUUUAGUGGUGAUAUUUUUUCGCCCAGCAUGUUAAGUACCUUUACCCAGGGUGAACAAAUGGUGCCGGUACUCAAUAAAAUUGGAACACAUUGUGCGGUGUUUGGAAAUCAUGAUUUUGACCAUGGCUUAGAUGUCCUUGUGGAACUCAUCAAAAAGACCAACUUCCCCUGGCUGAUGUCCAAUGUGGUGGACAAUGAAACCGGACGGCCGUUGGGUGGUGGAAAAAUUUCCCAUUACAUAUUUCACAAUCAAAUAUCGAUUGGCCUAAUCGGUUUGGUGGAGAAGGAAUGGCUUGAAACCCUGCCCACCAUCGAUCCGAAAGAGGUGACCUACAUUGAUUAUGUUCAGGCGGGAAAUAAACUGGCCGAGGAACUGCGUAACGAAGGCUGUGAAUUAAUUAUUGCUCUGACGCAUAUGCGUACGCCUAAUGACAUUAAUUUAGCCGAACAUUGCCCAGGCAUUGAUCUCAUUCUGGGUGGUCAUGAUCAUGUCUAUGAGAUAAAGGAGGUCAAUGGCAUUAAAAUCAUUAAAUCCGGUACAGAUUUUCGGCAAUUCUCAAAAAUUACCAUACACAAGGAAAGGGAUGAAAAUGGAAAGUUGAAAAUUGAUGUGGAGGCGGUAGAUGUUACGGCCAAAUACCCCGAGGAUGAAGAGUUGAAAAAGGAAUUGGCCACGUACUCCGAAGUAAUAGAGGCUAAAAUGACUGAAGUUUUGGGUAACUUUAGUGUGGAACUGGAUGGCCGGUUUUCAGCCAUACGUACUCAGGAAACGAAUUUGGGUGAUUGGGUGUGUGAUGUGGCACUGGCAGCAACGGGAGCGGAUGUGGCUCUCAUUAAUUCGGGUACAUUUCGUUCGGAUCAAAUACAUCCGCCCGGGCCAUUUACUAUGAGAGAUUUGGUCAACAUUAUACCCAUGAGAGAUCCUUUGAUUUUGUUGGAAAUUACCGGUAAAUGCCUAUAUGAGGCAUUGGAAAAUUCCGUAUCCGGUUAUCCGAAAUUAGAGGGUCGAUUUCCUCAGGUAUCUGGUGUAACCUUCGCCUUUGAUCCCUCCAAACCACCAGGCAAACGCAUCGAUCCCCAGCUGGUGCAAGUGGGUGAUGAAUAUUUAAAUAUGGAACAAAAAUAUAAAAUCUGUAUUAAAAGUUACAUUUACAAUGGCUGUGAUGGUUUUACUAUGUUUAAGGACGCUAAAGUAUUGAUGGAUGAUGAUUCCUGCCCCGAACUGGGCCUAACCGUACAAAAUCACUUUAAAGCAAUAAAUUUACGCACCGGCAAGGGUGGCCACCACACCAAACAUCGACAAUCAUUGGUAACGCUGUCCCGCCGCCACAGUAUGGUACAAAUGUUGGAUAAUCUCGAACUGGACGGUCCAUCGCCGAUACGAAAAUUGUCGGGCCACCAAACAAAAUCAAUAGACUUAUCGAAUACGAAUUGCUCAAAGAUGUUACGUCGUGCUUCCCUCGAUGACUUGGAACAGGCCAGCUGCCAAUUGGCCCCAAAAAUCCAACAUAGAAUAAUACGCAUACAAAAUGAAGACCACUAUAACCAACUGCUUAUGAAAAAGGAGACUUCCAUAAAAAACACAACAAUUACCGAGGCCGAAGAUGAAUAAUUUGACC